CUUGAGUUUAUGCCCGUGGGUGGACGACCGUAAGCAAUGGCAGGGAUUGCAACGGUUCUGUUUCGGGGGGCCUGUUACUCGCCCAGCUUGCAGAAGUGUGGUUUAUGUCAUACAAAUAUACCACGGUCAUUCUGUAUUUUAGUGAAAAGUCCAAAGCAGCUACUGACACCCAAGGUUCACAAUGGAAUCCGUCAAAACUGUGGAAAACAUGGUGGAUGGAACAAGUACAUCACAAAGUCAUAUUUGUUUCGAAAGUUAUUACCGCAAAAGGUUGGCAAGAGAACUUGUUUUCACCCCGGGGCCUCUACUCUUGCACCUAAUGAAAUUAAUUCAACUAAGAAAGAAGUUAGUGGGUGGGACAUAGUGAAGGCCAUGAUGACCUAUAUCUGGCCCAAGGACAAGCCCGGGAUCAAGGCCAGAGUGGUGAUUGCAGUGGGGCUUCUCAUUGGGUCCAAGGUGAUGAAUGUACAAGUGCCGUUCAUCUUUAAGUACGCAGUAGACUGGCUUAAUGCUCCCAGUAACUGGCUAAAUCUUGGCGAUCCAACAGCAACAAUUGUAACCAUGGCAACAGCUUUAUUAAUAGGCUAUGGCCUUGCCCGAGUAAGUGCUUCAGCAUUCAAUGAGCUCCGCAAUGCUGUGUUUGCCAAGGUCGCCCAGAGCUCAAUACGCCGUGUAGCCCGCAAUGUGUUUCUUCAUCUACAUAACCUUGACCUUAGCUUUCACCUUGCUCGUCAAACUGGUGCAGUGUCCAAAGCCAUAGAUCGGGGAACAAGAGGCAUCAACUUUGUUCUGAGUGCGCUGGUGUUUAAUGUUGUACCAACAAUAUUCGAGGUUUCCCUUGUCACCUCCAUAUUGUACUACAAGUGUGGGAUUCAGUACGCCAUGGUGGCGCUGGGCUGUAUCGGGACCUACACCCUCUUCACACUGCUCAUCACACAGUGGAGGACCCAGUUCCGUGUGAGGAUGAACCAGGCAGACUCUAAGGCAGGAUCCAUGGCCAUUGACUCCCUCAUCAACUACGAGACUGUCAAGUACUUCAACAACGAGAAGUACGAGGCAGACAAGUAUGACAAGGUGUUGAAGAACUACGAGACCGCUUCCCUAAAGACCACAACCAGCCUGGCAAUGUUAAAUUGGGGUCAGAAUGCCAUCUUCAGCGCUGGACUUACCGCCAUCAUGUUGCUGUCCAGUCAGCAGAUAAUGGAAGGCACCAUGACUGUCGGGGACCUGGUGAUGGUGAACGGACUUCUCUUCCAGCUCUCUCUGCCGCUCAACUUCCUCGGCUCCGUGUAUCGGGAAGUCCGCCAGUCCCUCAUUGACAUGCACACCAUGUUUAGUAUCCUCAACAUAACACCCAACGUAAUGAAUGACCUCAAGGCCCCAGCACUGCAGAUCACACCCUCCGAGUCCACCAUCACGUUUGAGGAUGUGUAUUUUGAGUAUGUCCCAGGACAGAAGAUUCUUAACGGUCUCUCAUUUACCGUACCAUCAGGGAAGAAGGUAGCCGUUGUUGGUGGCAGCGGUUCUGGAAAGUCAACAAUUGUGAGAUUGCUGUACCGCUUCUUCGACACAGACCAGGGACGUAUUCUGAUCAACGGGCAGGACAUAAAAUCCCUGAACCUUGACAGCACACGGAAAGCUAUAGGAGUCGUUCCUCAGGACUGUGUAUUGUUCCAUGACACUGUCUUCAACAACAUCAAUUACGGUGAUCUGACUAAGUCCGAGACAGACGUCCACAACGCUGCCAAGAUGGUGGAACUGCACGACGCCAUUAUGACCCGAUUCCCCGACAAGUACGACACCCAGGUGGGGGAGCGGGGGCUCAAGCUGUCGGGGGGAGAGAAGCAGAGGGUAGCCAUUGCCAGGACGAUCAUGAAGGACCCUCCCAUCAUCAUCUACGACGAAGCCACCUCCAGUCUCGACACCAUCACAGAACAGAACAUCCUGUCAGCACUUCGUGAGGUGACGAAAGGGAAGACAACAGUAGUGAUUGCUCACCGACUUUCGACUGUUGUUGAUGCGGAUUCUAUCCUGGUGUUGGAGAACGGCUGCGUGGCGGAGCAAGGGACACACUACAGCCUCCUUGCCGACCCCAACAGUCUGUACAGCCACCUGUGGACAAAGCAGAGCCAGGUCAAGUUAGAGGCUGACCCAGCAGAUGCAGAUGACUCGGUCCUGGAGGGAACAGAUGACAUCAAGCAGUAGCAGCAGAUGUGGAUAACUUGGUCGUGAAGAGAACAGACGACAUUAAAAGCAGCAGCAGCCGACAACCUGAUCCUGGAGGAUGCAGACACAUACAGCUUGGUCCCGGAGCAAGCCUACGACAUCAAGCAGUAGCAGCAGACACAUACACCUUGGUCCUGGAGGAAGCAGACGACAUCAAGCAGUAGCAGCAGACGCAUACAACUUGGUCCAGGAGGAAGUCCAGGAGGAAGCAGACACAUACAGCUUGGCCCCAGAGCAAGCCUACGACAUUAAGCAGUAGCAGCAGACACAUACACCUUGGUCCUGGAGGAAGCAGACGACAUCAAGCAGUGGCAGCAGACGCAUACAACUUGGUCCAGGAGGAAGCAUCAAGUAGUAGCAGCAAAUAGCUUGGUCAUGGAGAGAAUGGACAACUUUGAACAGCGGCAGCAGACAACUUGGUCCUGGAGGGAACAGAUGACAACAAGUAGUAGCUGUAGAUAUAGAAACGGACCUCAAGAGCAUAGACGACAUCGUGCAAUAGCAGCAGAUUCAGACAACCUUGUCCUGAAGUGGACUGACGUCAUCAAGUAGCAGCAGACACGGCACACUUUGACAUCACAUCAGUGGAGACUGAGGACAAGCUUAAUCAGUAGCAGCACUUGAAUGGACAUUUCAGCUUGUGCCUCGGAGAACUCAGUUCUAAUCAUGCUGGCACUCUCCGAUGACUUCAGCAGACAUCUGCAGAUCAUGCCAUUAUCAUAGAAGUUUGUGUAUGGUGUAAACAACUUAAGGUACUCGAGAUCCAAACACCAAAUCUUUCAAUGGCACCAAUUCUUUUCACAUUUAAGCCCAUGGGCCUAAAUAGGGAAAUGUGUUCCCUGAUGGCGUGGAUCGUUGUUCUCAAUAUCAAUCAUUGGAUCGUCUGUUUUCACAGUUGAUGCAGGAGUAAACAAGUCAUGAAGUAAGCUUACUGAGACUUGAGUUUGGUUUGUUAGUUUACCAUGUUUACACUGCACUGAGCAAUAGUCUUGCACUAUAACUGCACCCUGUAAGUAACGGAGUCUGGGUCAGACAAACCGGUGAUAGAUAUAAUGAGCAAGGUCCCAUGUGUGGGGUAUGAUGACACACUAUCACCCAAGUCACCAAGCCUAAUCUGACCUGGAAUCCCAACCUCAUUUCAAUCAGAUCUUUGUGCUUCCAACCUCUACAUAAAUCUUUGUGCAGCAGUAGCGAGCAUCAAGAUCGGACUUUAAUGAGAUUGCCUGUUUCCCAAAGGAUGUUGUCUUGCUAUUGGUACCUGUGACAAAGAGAGAGCUGUAUCUCAUCGGACAUGAUGGCAGUCUAGUUACUGAGACUAUGAAUACAGAGGCUGACUAGUCAGAAUUAAAGGUCCAGUAGACUCAGGGGACCUGUUCACUGCCUUGACAGGUGUGACCUCUGAAGAUCCAGGAUAGAAUAGGUCUUCAGCAACACAUGCUUGCCGUAAAAGGCGACUAUGCUUGUGGUAAGAGGCGACUAACGGGAUCAGGUGGUCUGGCUCGCUGACUUGGUUGAUGCAUG
Messenger RNA from Haliotis rufescens (red abalone), 3747 nucleotides. RefSeq names its product iron-sulfur clusters transporter ABCB7, mitochondrial-like. Bases 37 to 2205 code for a protein of 722 amino acids. The record is from RefSeq and is a predicted model, not a curated record. Gene Ontology annotation, molecular function: ATP hydrolysis activity; ABC-type transporter activity; ATP binding. Gene Ontology annotation, cellular component: mitochondrial inner membrane. Gene Ontology annotation, biological process: intracellular iron ion homeostasis; transmembrane transport. NCBI's taxonomy places the organism in Eukaryota, Metazoa, Mollusca, Gastropoda, Lepetellida, Haliotidae. The transcript has 14 exons.